AUGGCUGGGAAAAAUUUCACGGAGGUGACGUUCUUCAUCCUCUCUGGAUUUGCAAAUCACCCUGAGCUACAAGUCAGCCUCUUCAUGAUGUUCCUCUUUAUUUAUCUCAUCACUGUUUUGGGGAACCUUGGACUAAUUCUGAUAAUCAGAUUCGACUGUCAGCUCCACACACCUAUGUACUUUUUCCUUAGCAAUUUAGCAUUCAUUGAUAUAUUUUAUUCUUCUACUGUAACACCCAAGGCACUGGUAAAUCUCCAGUCAAUUCAGAAAACCAUCUCCUUCGUUGGCUGCCUUGUUCAAAUGUAUUUUUUUGUGGGUUUAGUGUGUAGUGAGUGUUUCCUUCUGGGGUCCAUGGCCUAUGACCGCUAUGUGGCUAUCUGCAAUCCCUUACUGUAUUCUGUGGUCAUGUCCCAGACGGUGUGCAGGUGGUUGGGAGUCAUCCCUUACAUGAUCGGCUUCACCAAUUCUCUGUUCUCCAUCUGUGUGAUCAGCAGAUUGGCAUUCUGUGAUGCCAGCAUCAAUCACUUUUUCUGCGACACCACAGCGCUUCUGGCUCUGUCCUGUGUGGAUGCAUUCAGCACAGAAAUGGUGAUCUUUGUUUUAGCUGGUUUCACCCUUCUUAGCUCUCUCUUCAUCAUCACGGUCACCUACAUUGCCAUCAUCUCAGCCAUCCUGCAGAUCCGGUCUGCAGCAGGGAGACAGAAAGCCUUUUCCACCUGUAUGUCCCACAUCAUGGGGGUGACCGUCUUCUAUGGGUCCCUGAUUUUCACGUAUUUGCAGCCUGAUAACACAUCUUCCUUGACCCAGGCACAGGUGGCAUCUGUAUUCUAUACCAUUGUCAUUCCCAUGCUGAAUCCGCUUAUCUAUAGUUUGAGGAACAAAGAUGUAAAGAAUGCUCUCCUGAGAGCAUUUCAAAAACUGUUUCUAUGA
Messenger RNA from Budorcas taxicolor (takin), 930 nucleotides. Its product is annotated as olfactory receptor 8I2. Gene Ontology annotation, molecular function: G protein-coupled receptor activity; olfactory receptor activity; odorant binding. Gene Ontology annotation, biological process: sensory perception of smell; G protein-coupled receptor signaling pathway. The coding region runs from base 1 to 930 and encodes 309 amino acids. NCBI's taxonomy places the organism in Eukaryota, Metazoa, Chordata, Mammalia, Artiodactyla, Bovidae. The transcript has a single exon. Gene Ontology annotation, cellular component: membrane. The record is from RefSeq and is a predicted model, not a curated record.